This is a messenger RNA of Scleropages formosus (Asian bonytongue), 898 nucleotides long. RefSeq names its product histone H3.3. Gene Ontology annotation, cellular component: nucleosome. Gene Ontology annotation, molecular function: DNA binding; protein heterodimerization activity; structural constituent of chromatin. Lineage: Eukaryota; Metazoa; Chordata; Actinopteri; Osteoglossiformes; Osteoglossidae. The transcript has 4 exons. The record is from RefSeq and is a predicted model, not a curated record. The coding region runs from base 132 to 542 and encodes 136 amino acids.
AGGUAUAAAUAAAACCGCGGCGCGAUGCCUUUGGCUCUAACAGUCCUGUAUUGAAGUUUCGGGAGUCGUUAGGCUCGAGAGCGUUAAACACGAUCCGUGUUCUGUAGGUAACUCGGGGGAAGUGAGACGCCAUGGCCCGUACAAAGCAAACUGCCCGUAAGUCGACCGGCGGAAAAGCCCCCCGGAAACAGCUGGCCACCAAGGCCGCGAGGAAAAGCGCCCCCUCCACGGGUGGCGUGAAGAAGCCCCACAGAUACAGACCUGGAACUGUGGCCCUGAGGGAGAUCCGUCGGUACCAGAAGUCCACAGAGUUGCUGAUCCGCAAGCUGCCUUUCCAGCGCCUGGUCCGAGAGAUUGCGCAGGACUUCAAGACUGAUCUUCGGUUUCAGAGUGCAGCCAUUGGUGCUCUGCAGGAAGCCAGUGAGGCAUACCUUGUCGGUCUCUUUGAGGACACCAACCUUUGUGCUAUCCAUGCCAAGCGAGUCACCAUCAUGCCCAAGGAUAUUCAGCUGGCGAGGCGAAUCCGUGGGGAGCGUGCUUAAAUUCACAACCAGCUUUUUAAACUUUUUGGGGAAAAACACGAAUUUUAUUGAACUACAUAUACCUACUUAUGGAGGUUCAAGUUAAUUUUGUAUUUUUGUUAUGGUAUUGGUAGAAAAAACUAGUGGUUUACAGUGCAGAAGUAGCAAGCAUUUGGUAACAUUCCCUCAAAAUUCCCUCAGGUUUUUAAUAAGUAAAUUUGUAUCAGACAUUGUUAUACCUCUAGCUUAUUGUGCUGUAGCUUAUGUUGUAUGCAUGCUUCAUAUUAGAUAAAUUAUUUGUAGACUUGUAUAACCUCCAUUUCCUUGCUUUUUGCAUUGUGAUUAUUGGGUUGUAAAUAAAACUUUCCACUACCUCA